AGGUCACUUUACAGGACAGAUUAUGCGAACAUUUUGGAUUGGGAGUAGAUGAUGUUUCAGAUUUUGAGGAUGCAUCCUCGGUAGUUGACGGUGGGGCAAGACAGACACUAGUGAAUCACACGUCUUUCACGUUACAUGAAAUCGAGGAAUCGUUGAGUAAUUUCAGUGGAGUAAGUCAGCCGACUGUGAAAGACUGGGUUACAGAAUUUGAGGAAAAUGCACUCGCAGUUAAAUAGUCGGACAUUCAGAAGUUUUUAUAUGCCAAGCAACUUUUAAAAGGAGCGGCAAAAGUUUUUGUAAGAAGCCAGAGGGGAAAAGAUUCGGUCAAGUCGACAGCAGGCAGACCCCAAUCGACGUGGGGAAGAGGUAAAAAACGAAGUCAUCGAGGAGAGGAAGACAACGGAAAAGAGACGUUGUUUUAGGUGUGGCACUGUAGGGCAUUUAGCGAGUAACUGUCCUCAGCAAACUAUCAAGUGUUUUAAGUGCGGUCAGAGUGGACACAUCGCAUCAAAGUGUGGAAAGUCGUUAGGCGCGAAAGUCGAAAGAGCAAAUGCGUUAUCAAAUGAACAGUUAGGAGUGUCUAAUAAAUGCGAUAUUUUCAAGGAAAUGGUACUGAACAAUAUAAAAUUGUCUGCCUAAUUCGAUACUGGGUGUGAUCUCUGUUUACUGCGUUAUGAUGUUUUAAUAAGUUUAGGAGGGGUCGAACUGGAUAGUGACAAAAGGCGAUUGGUGGGAAUAGGCAAAAGUGAACUUACAACAAUAGGCUCAUUUUCAUGCCAGAUUUAUGUCGACGGGAUAGACAUACCGGUAGUUUUCCAUGUGGUAGGGGAACGAGAUAUUUGCUAUUCGACAAUCAUAGGUAAUAAUAUCCCAAAGUGUGUCGAUCUAGAAGUGUCAGAAAACGGUGUAAAGUUUUUAAAGAAAAAGGGUAAUAAAUCCGAAGCUAGGAGUAAUAACAUAGAUAAAGAGAAAGAAAGAACUGAGGAAGGAGAUUUAAUACGCGAAUGGAUCCACGAACGCAGAGAGAUUGGGUUGGUAGCUGCUGAACAAAGCAAUAUGGAAGAGUUAGAUUUACAUCAUCUAAGAAAGGAUCAUGCGGAUGAAAUAGCGAGUUUACUUGGAGAAUAGUGCCCAAAACCACAGUAUAAAUCACCAAUUGAGAUGAAGAUUACGUUAACGGAUGACAUACCAACUUAUCAGGGUCCAUGUAGGAUGCAUUACGUGGACAAGUGUAUCGUAGAACAGCAAAUAGGAAAGUGGUUGAAUGAGGGGAUUAUACAAUCUAGUACUUCCAAUUAUGCGUCACCCGUAGUAUUUGUUCAGAAAAAGGAUGGGAGCAAGAGGCUCUGUUGCGACUAUCGACGCCUUAACUUAAAAAUAAUGAGGGAUAACUUCCCAAUGCCUAUCAUUGAUGACGUACUCGAGCGAUUGCAAAGUGCCAGGGUAUUUACUACGUUAGAUUUGGAAAACGGCUUCUCCCAUGUACCAGUUGAGAGGAAUUCGAGAAAGUUUACAUCUUUUGUUACCCAUAGUGGUCAAUACGAGUUUCGUUUUGUCCCAUUUGGGAUAACAAACUCUCCAGCGAUUUUUUCGAGAUUUAUUUUUGCAGUUUUCAGGGAGUACAUACAAGAUGGGACAUGCGUGGCUUACAUGGACGACCUGAUCAUUCCCUCUAAGGAUAAAAAGGAAGGAAUCAAUAAGUUACGACGUGUUCUAGGGCGAGCAGCAGAAUGGAAAAGGUGUCAGUUUCUCAUGGAAACCGUGGAAUUUUUGGGAUACGUAGUAGAGAGGGGUACGAAUAGGCCAUCAGAACAUAGGUCGGACAGCAAAAUGCGUCAUGUAGAUGCGCUCAGCAGGGUGUCUUGUCUGUUGCUUGAAGAUACGUUGCAUGAUCGACUUCAGCAAGCACAGGAAGUGGACGACUGGGUCCGAGCAGUUGUUAAGGUAUUGGGACAUGCGGAGUAUGAAGAUUUUUACGUGAAGCAGGGUGUGCUCUAUAAAGAUCCCAUCAAGGAACUUAUAGUAGUACCAUCUUUGAUGGAAAACAAAGUCAUUAGAAUAGCUCAUAAACAAGGACAUUUCUCAGUCAAAAGAACAAUAGAUUCAGUUCUAGACGAGAUAACUAUUGAUGAUUUAGAUAAGGAAAGAGAGUCACAGCGAAAGGAAGCACAGGAAAAUAUUGCGAAAAUUCAGGGAGAAAAUAAGAGAUCUUUUAACAAAAACAGGAAAGAAAGCGUACAGUAUAAAAUUGAUGAGGUAAUUGCGAUUAAGCGUACCCAAUAUGGUACCGCUUUAAAAUUGAGACCCAAGUUUUUCGGUCCGUACAAGAUAAAACAGAUUUUAGGACACGACAGAUACGAAGUAGAAAAGGUAGCGUAUCACGAGGGCCCCGGGCACACGACGACUGUAGCUGAAAAUAUGAAAAGAUGGCAACCUCCAUUUGAGGGCGAAUGCAGAGUCAGGAGGGCCGAAUGUGGGAUGGCAUCCCUGGCAGAAAGGGAAAAUAGGAAAAGGGAUAACACAGAAAUUAUGGAGCGUGGGUUGCUCCGAUUGCGAUGAGCAAAAAGAAAGGGAGUCAGAAGUCGGUCGCCAAACUGAACAGACGCGCGCAGCAAACUAAGAAGAAGUAUUUUAACUAAAACCGGAAGGAAUAAGUGAAGAUUAUAUUGUAACUAUAAGUGGAAAGAAUAACGUCAUUAUUUAAAGAAGAAGUAUUUUAACUAAAACCGAAAGGAUUAAGUGAAGAUUAUAUUGUAACAAAAAGUGGAAAGAAUAACGUUUUGUAAUUAAGAUUAUUGCAACUAAAAGCGAAUUGUAUCUGUUAAAUAAAA
Molecule: messenger RNA, 2831 nt
Organism: Bactrocera tryoni
Lineage: Eukaryota; Metazoa; Arthropoda; Insecta; Diptera; Tephritidae
Exons: 1
Coding region: 1162-2559 (465 amino acids)
Source: RefSeq, a predicted model, not a curated record